Messenger RNA from Oryza brachyantha (malo sina), 1951 nucleotides. Its product is annotated as putative E3 ubiquitin-protein ligase RING1a. The record is from RefSeq and is a predicted model, not a curated record. Bases 216 to 1667 code for a protein of 483 amino acids. NCBI's taxonomy places the organism in Eukaryota, Viridiplantae, Streptophyta, Magnoliopsida, Poales, Poaceae. The transcript has 10 exons.
GCCCACCAUCGCGUCGCUGCGUUGCGCUGCGUUCCUUUUCUUUUGCCUCUUGCUCUCCGCCUCCUCCUCCUCCUGCCUGCCUGCCCCCGAGUCGAGUCGCUUCCACCCACCUCACCUCCCCCUCCCUCCCCCUCGUCGUCCUCCUCCUCCUGCUCCUCGCGUCGCGUCGAGGCGAACGAACGAAGGGGGCGCGGCGGCGAGCGGGGGAGGCCGGAAUGCCCGCGCAGAAGCGCCCGGCCCCGGAGGCGUCGGCUCAGGUGGGGGGAGACGGGCACGUGGAAGGAGCUGCUGCUGCUGGUGGUGGUGGUGGCGCCGAGGACGCCCCACGCGGCGGGGAGCGCUCCCCGAAGGUGAUGAACGGAGGCGGUGGGAUGGAGAAGGAGAAGGAGCAGCGGGACGCUGAUUCUGAUGCGGAGGAGGAGGAAGGCGGCGGCGGUGGAGGGGGCGACGAAGACCGCGACAGCCAGUCUUCGGAGAGCGACGGCGACAUGGAGGAGUUUAUAUUAGUGAAAUUAAUGGAUAUACGGAAGGAAGUGCAGUGCCCUAUAUGCUUAGGCAUUAUCCGGAAGACAAGGACAGUUAUGGAGUGUUUGCACCGGUUUUGUAGGGACUGCAUAGAUAAAUCCAUGAGGCUAGGAAAUAAUGAAUGCCCAGCAUGCCGCACCCAUUGUGCAAGUAGGCGUUCUUUGAGGGAUGAUCCUAAUUAUGAUGCUUUAAUUUUGGCUCUGUAUCCAGAUAUUGAUAAGUAUGAGGAAGAGGAACUUGCUUUCAGCGAAGAGGAGAGGACUCGCAACAAAAAGAUUCAAGCAUCCAUCGCUGAAACAUUUCGAAGACAAACAGAAGCACUUGUGAAGAAGCGUUCCAUUGCAAAAGCAACAAGUUCAACGAUUUCCAGAAGGACCAGGGGUAAUACACGGUCAAAAAGGAGGGGGCGAACUAGUUCUCCUGAUAUUGUCGCAACUGACAAUGAUGAUGAGGAUAGAGAUGAAAAUGGUAAUGAGGGCAGCAAAGAAUCGUCUUCUGUUGAUGACCGUUCCCCAGAUGUAAGGCAGAAAAGAGCUCGGAGGUGGCCUGUGCCACGAUCAUCCCCUGCUAAGACCAUUGGGGGUAUUGAUAGUAGUUUUGAAGACAACGAUGAUUUAGGAAGUGGCAGAGAUAUCUUGACCACUUCUCCACUGCGGGGAGAGAUGCUUGCUUGGGGAAAAAAUGGCACCCGCAGUCAAACUCGACAUGGCAAUUCUGGUGGCUCCAGUGGAAGGAUGGCAAAAGGUGGGCGGGUUACCAAGUUGGUGGACUACCUACGCAAUACCGAUGAAUUUGAUAAUAAGUUCAACUUGUAUCUUGUUCUACUUCCACUUAAUGGACAGAGCAUGCCUAAAUUGGAAAAGCCUUAUCUCAGUUGCCAACCGACCUUCUCAGUUCGCCAUCUUUGCCAGUUUAUUGCUCUCCAAUUAUCUCGCCAUGCUAAAGAAGUGGAGAUAUUCGUUAGGAAGAACCCCAUAAAUGGAUGCUUUGCAGCCACGGACACUAGUACAGAUGAGAUAAAACUGGAUCAUGAUACCUUAGAAAGAUUGGAGGAAGAGAAAUCUCUUUCAGAGCUGUACCCUUCACUUGCCUCUGGCCAUGGGGAUCUGGAAUUAUUGUACUCUCUGAAGACAGAAGCAUAGAUCACGAUUUGUGACACAUGUUCAUAUCAAUUUGCACAACUCACCGGGAAGGCGGGAAUACGAUGGCAUGCAGGGAUCAUCCGAUGAAAGCCUGUACAAAGUAUCAAGUAUAGAAAAAAGUAUCAGCAAACUUAGCUUUUCCUUGGUUGUGGCUUGUUAAAUUGCUCUUGAUCUUGAGACAUGUACAUGGUUCAUUCGUUUAAAUUGAAAUGCAUGAGUGAAAUUAAGUAGCGAUCGUACAAAAAUGAAAUGAAGUAGUGAUCUUGCUGACCCUGACCACCGUU